Molecule: messenger RNA, 2292 nt
Organism: Protopterus annectens (West African lungfish)
Lineage: Eukaryota; Metazoa; Chordata; Ceratodontiformes; Protopteridae
Gene: RNF144A
Product: ring finger protein 144A
Exons: 9
Coding region: 591-1472 (293 amino acids)
Biological process (GO): ubiquitin-dependent protein catabolic process; positive regulation of proteasomal ubiquitin-dependent protein catabolic process; protein polyubiquitination
Cellular component (GO): cytoplasm; Golgi apparatus; ubiquitin ligase complex
Molecular function (GO): ubiquitin protein ligase activity; zinc ion binding; ubiquitin conjugating enzyme binding
Source: RefSeq, a predicted model, not a curated record
AUAUCUCGAUUACUAGCUUAGAAUAAAGUUGAUGUAUGUAUUAUUUUUAUGGCGGUUUGGGUUGCGACAAUAAACAUUUGAGCUAUUUUUUUUAAAUAAAGGAACAUGGAGGAGGGAGAAAGCAAUCGUCAAGAGGGAAGGUAGUAAUCGUGGAGGGAGGGGGACAACUUUUAUGGGCAGUUCCCAGCCCAGCGCUAUAGUAAAUGAACUUCUGCAUCAUCAUUUCAGCAACGUCUUUUUGAAAGACAGGAAGCUAGGAAUCGAACUAACAUAACAAGUCUGUUUUCGGUAGUAAGUAAAAGCACAAAAGAAUGGCGUGUAAAACAAGGGAAUGUUGUUGGGACUCCGAGCACUCUAUGCAGCCAUUUACUGCUGUACAAAGUGGGUGGUGAAUAUUUAUCUUUUACUGGAGUCUUUUCAUCCAGUGUACGACGCAAAGGGAAGAGGGACCCAGAGUGGAUGCUGUCGCUUGGGAGGAGGAGCAGAGAAGUAGUGACACUAGGACAGACACCUUUUCAGCUUACCAACAGUAUCUGAAAUUGGAGGGCCGUGAGAUAUAGAAGAAAUCAUGGCAAGCCGAUUACUUCAAAAUGAGUACUGUAAACUAUAUGCCUACUUGGGAUUUAGCUGCUGACCCCAUGGUGUCCUGUAAGCUCUGUCUCGGCGAAUAUCCACAGGACCAGAUGACAACAUUAACACAGUGCCACUGUGUCUUCUGCAAACUGUGCUUGAAGCGGUAUGUGGAGUUACUAAUCAACGAAGGUCAAGAAACUACCAUUAGCUGUCCAGAUUCCUCUUGUUUAAGACGAGGACAUAUACAGGAAAAUGAGAUUGAAUGCCUGGUUGCAGCAGAUAUUAUGCAAAAGUACAGGAAACUACAGUUUGAAAAAGAAGUUCUUCUGGAUCCAUGCCGGACAUGGUGUCCUUCCUCGUCUUGUCAGGCUGUGUGUCAACUGCAGAAAUUGGAGCCCCCAAAUACCCAGAUAGUGCACUGUAAUUCCUGCAGUUUGGAUUUUUGUUCUGCAUGCAAAGCUAGUUGGCACCCAGGUCAGGGCUGCCAGGAGUCUGUUUCUAUCGCAUCUUUCCUUCAUGGAGAAAAUAGUUCAUACUUUAAAAAUGAAGACGAUGAUGCUCCAAUUAAACGCUGUCCAAAGUGUAAAGUUUAUAUCGAACGAGAUGAAGGCUGUGCACAGAUGAUUUGUAAAAACUGCAAACAUGCAUUUUGCUGGCACUGCUUGGAAUCCCUUGAUGAUGACUUUCUUCUAGUACACUAUGAUAAAGGACCUUGCAGAAACAAACUGGGUCACUCAAGGGCAUCUGUUAUAUGGCAUAGGACUCAGGUUGUUGGAAUUUUUGCAGGGUUUGGCUUGCUGCUGUUAGUGGCUUCACCUUUUCUUCUUCUUCUGACACCAUUUGUUCUAUGUUGCAAGCACAAAUGUAACAAAGGGGAUGAUGAUCCUUUACCUACUUAAAACAGCAAGAUCCAGGGCACAAGAUUUCAUUCAGGAGCACCUCUUUCUGGAACCUCACAGUGAAGUUAAAGCCUUAUUUGAAGAUCUCUGCUUAUCAUUACCAAAUAUAAUACUCUGCUUCCCUCAAACACCGAAUAUUGAAGUUUUUUCUCCCUAGAGCUGGAAUGUUGGAAAAGUGGUGGAAAGCUGGAUUGAGCAUCACAAGAUCAUACAUUGCAGAUACAAAAAUGGAUUUAAUCCCAUAAUUAAAGCCAAGACUAUGCUGAUGUGUACAUUUACGUGUGCAAGCUGUGGCCUUGCAGACAUUGCAUAAACUCUGGAAACUAAAAUACUUUUUUCAGACUAAAAAUGUUGUUAAACCGAUUCCAUUUGUUUUGUCUAAUUCUUUCUCCAGUACAUUAAAAAAACUGUAGACCCUUACUGGUGUUACCUGUAGUAUACUGAACUGCACAUUACCUUAAUUUUCUGAUAUACUAAUUUCUGAGAUUUGAUAUUGUUUUUAGCACAAUAUUGUUUACAGCUUUUAUUUCAUGAUAUCUUAAAAAUACUUUUUGCUACUGGCAGUUUUUAAGAUGGUAUAUUUAUACCUAAAUACAUUUUUUAUGCUGACAUUUCAGUAAUUUAACACUUGUCUUACAUUCUCUUUCUUUUGAAUUGUACAUGAAGGACCAAAUUUCUUAAGAACUUCUUGUUUAAAAAUGGUCAGUUUCCGAAAUCCUGAUUAAAAUGUUGUUUUUUUCAAACUGGAGGUGGAAGAUGGGGGUUGCACUUGGACAUAUCUGUGGGAGUAUUCCUAUAAACAAAAACCUUUUAAGACAAA